AUAAGCUGCCAACGAAUGUCCAGCGGUGCGACACUACAGUAGUGUAUUUUUUAUAAAUUCGCGUUUUUUAGUGUUCUAUGCUUCUUUUUUUCAAAAUAAUGCAUAUAUAUUUAAAUAAGUUUAACAUAAUACCUAUUCCGUAAAUAAGGACUUUAAUUUUAAAAUAUAUAAAUUGGAAAAGUCCAUACAAGUACACUGUUGCCGGUCUCUUUCUGGUUUGUACUAAAUGUCGCAUGAGGCCAUUUCUUAGGUCAGCAUUUUUUAUUUGCGUGUAGUCUCAUAACGAUGUGGAAAUAAAUUUACACAAAAUUUGCUUACUGCUUUUAAAUUACAUAUUUUUUAAGUAAAAGGCUCUAGAAAAUACGUACUUUUGGGUAAAAACAAGUGUUUAGUAUGACCGAUUCAUCUGAACUUUUGGCAAAUGAGACAAGAGAUCUUAAAAGCGCGAUCGAAAUCAAUAGUAGAUCAGCAUUGCAACAUGACGAUCUUAAACAAAAUGAUGAUACCGCUUCGGUGAAGGAUAGCUGUUCUGAAGACGUUUGCAAAUUUAUCGUUAAGACUACACGUCCAAAUUCAAAACUGAUACUGCAAAAUAUGGAAGAAGUUUUAAAUUCUGUAAAAAAGAAACAUAGGCAAAAGCAUAGAAGGAAAAGGGAGCGAAAAAAACUGGCUCAAAGAGAAGCUGCCGCAUUAGCCGUGGCUACUGCAGAAUUAGAAAAGAUGGAUCGACAUGGCAACCAGAAGGUUGUCCAUGAUUGUCUCUCCGGAAAAUCUGAGGAUGAGGGGAAAACGCAUAAUAAACGACUAAAAAAUAAACCUUUACAAGAAAAUUCUGUUCAGAAAAAUGACCAGGAAGUUUCUAAACAAAGCAGCUAUAAAAGUACGGUUUUAAAUAAUAAAAGUCCUUUAAAAAGUUCUUCGGGCAAUGGCGAUAUUCUGCGACAUUUUCAACGCACACCUAAGAAGAAUGAACCCGCUUUAGAUAAUGUAGAAAAAAGAUCAGAACCAAUUGUGAAUACAAAAGAAAUGAUUACGGGUGGAACUUCGGCAGCUGGAGAUCAGACUAAAACCAUGAAUGCUUUUGAGGUAAUGAUGAAUGCUAGAAAUAAAACGAUCGGUUCGAAUACGCCCGGAAAAGAAACUUCACCCAAUACGAGUCAUGAAUCCACAGUGAAUACUAAGCGCAGAUUAAUGCUGCAAGAAUGGGCAGAUAAAAAAGGUGGAACAAAACGCAAGUUGGAAGAAGAAACACGGGCUAUGUUUGUAGAGCAACAAUUGGAAAAUCGUGCAAAACGAUUGAAACAAAUGCUCGUGCAUGGAUCAUCACCAAAUCAGGAUAAUACGCCUACCAGUCGAACAUCUGCUGGUAGAAGGAAAGCCAAGAAAAAUGAUAAUAUAGGUACUGUAGCAAACCAAAGUGACGAAAAAUCAAAACGCAAGAAGCGGAUAUCAAAGCGAUUCGAUUCUGUGGAAUCAAAUAAUGAUAUUACAGAGAUAGUGCAGCCAGACCUAGAGACUGAAGAAUUUUUAUCUAAACUUAAUUCUCCCACAAAAAAACGGGAUAGUCUCUUGGGUUAUUUCCCUCGAAAAGAAUCGCCAACAGAAAUUGCUGUUAAAAAGUCUAAAGAAACAUUAGAAAUAAAUAAAAACGACUCCAAAACAGAAACGCCGAAAUCACGUGCACGCCGCUCAAUAAAAAACUGUACCGGGCUAGCCGUUGCAACCACUACCACUAUUGCACCAUUAAAAGAAGAAACACCACAGCCCUUAGAUCUUCAGAGAGCUGUUGAAAAUUCGUCAAGCGCAAGACCAAAGCGGUCCUGUGCGGGAAAAGCUCGUUAUGACUAUGAUUUGGAAAUCAGUCCGACCAAAUUGGCUCCAGCUUCACCUUCGACUAAAAGAGGUGCCACCAAGACAAAAAAUAACACACUUAGUGAACAGGAUAUAAUAAUAGAUUUAGAUGAUAGCAAUACGUCAAUUUCCACGGAUCAAAUAUCAAAAAAACUGGCGCCAGUUUUUGUGCGUGCUGUUCCAAAACCUAGCCCAGAUCCAGUUGUGCUAAAGGCACGACAGGAUUUUCUUAUGUCGGGUGUUCCAGAAAAAAUGCGCUUGGAAAUAGAAAAGCAAAAGCAAUAUGAACAAACAUACGACGAAGCAUUGGAAUAUUUUCCACGUAUUUGCCAUGUUCAACAAUUAAGUGUUGAUGACACGCAAUUUUUACAAAUGCAACGCGAUUAUAAUUUGAAAUUGAAGCCGUCUGAUGACGAUGUUAACUUUGAUAUAAAUACUGUUUCGUCAGAGAUAACAAAUUCAAAGGGUUGCAGGCGUAGUUCUCGCAGCAAUACAGGCAGCACAAGAAAAAUGAAGUUAGUUGCGAAAGCUAAUCUAUGUCUGGAGAAACUGAAACCCCCAAUUAGUAUCCCAUUACAAAUACUUGAUAACAGAAGGGCUGUAGUAAAAUUCUGGAAAUCCGAAUUUGACCGUUUUCCCACAUUCAAGUGUUAUAAUCAAAUGCGCGAAAAAUAUCGGUAUUUUAGUGCCUUGGAUUCGGCACAAAGUAUGGAACAAGUAAGCGAAUCGUUUGUGGUAACCCGUCAAAGCCAGCGUAAACGUAAUUCGGAAGCAACAGGUGCUAUCUCUGAGCAGGAUGAUGUAAAGCCACCAGCAACAGCACCGAAUGGUGAGCUGUUAUUUACCGAAAAGUAUAAGCCGAUGCUAGUUGAACAAGUGCUUGUAAAUCUUGUACCAGUCAUACAGCUACGUGACUUUCUUGCGACUUGGGCCAAUAGUAAUGGCGGAAGUGCACGUAAUUCACAAACAAUAGAUGACUCCUUUGAUGCGUUUAAUGACUCGACUUCCAGUAUAAGCAGUGUGGCAAGUAACGCUGUGGUGCUUUUGGGGCCAGUAUCAAGUGGCAAAACGAAUGCAGUAUACGCGCUUGCAAACGAUAUGAAUUUCAAUGUGCUGGAAAUAAAUGCUGGUAUGAAGCGUACAGGAAAGCGUUUAAUACAAGAAUUACAGGAAGCAACACAAUCACAUCAAAUUCGUAAAGACUCUACACCUACACAAAGUGCCAACAAGGCGCAGAAAAAUUUACUCCGCAUGUCACUGAAUGACAAAAAAGCAAAGAGACAAAACUCCCAAAGUCACAUGGAUGCCGACAGUAGCAGCAGUUGUAAUGCAGAUAUUAAUCAAAAUUCGCGAAAGUCUCUUAUACUAAUCGAAGAUGCCGAUGUGGUGUUCGAUCAAUUGGACUGCGGUUUUACAGAUGCCAUCUACACAUUGGCAGCGAGUUCUAAACGCCCGGUCAUUGUAAUGGCGACGAAUCCCAAUUGUUUGCAUUUGCAACGUUUGAUGAAUCAAAAUACAAUAUAUUUCACGCCGCCGAAUGCACUAAACAUAUCGCGUUUCAUGGCUAUUUUAUCACUAAUUGAAAAUUGUCCCAUUAAUUUGGAUGAUUUGGUUUCUCUGUAUUUAUACAAUGGAAAAGAUUUGCGUCGCACACUGUUGGAGUUGCAAUUUUUCAUACAGAGUGGUGGCGAUCGUAAGCUGAUAGCAAAUACAAAUAUUAAAAGUGAACCGCAACAGCGUACACCACAGAAGGCCGAUGGCACAAAACGUGAGUUGGGAUUCUUUGCAUCGCCCACAAAACGCCGCUUAUCAGAAGAAGGGAAUUCACAGCAAUCUCAGGAACCAGAUGAGCAACUUGGCAAAGAUCGAGUGAAUGCUAAUGUCAAUAAUAAAAAUGGUUCCAACGCUGAUGUAUACAUACAUCGUUCUUUGUUCGAAUUUUUCACUUGCAAUCAAAAUGAACAAUGGCGCAUACCGUUUCCGGUUGAUUUCAGUUUGUUCCGCGUUAACUUAACCGAAAUGUUACAUUGUUCGCAAAGAUUGAAUGUGCCACCAAUACAUGAAAGCGAGAAAAUAGAAAAUCUCACUGAGAAUGACUGUGAAAAAAAUGGCUCAUUGAAACGCAAAAAACGAACACUGAAGAAAACUGGGAUCAACAGUUCCGCAACUGAUAUCGAAUCAGAUUAUCAGCAAACGACUAAACCUCUCGAUGUUCUAUGUGAUUUCUAUGAAAACCUUUCAAUUGCUGCGCUACUAGGCACACAUAAUGCUGAUAUAACGGAAGGCAGUCGAGAUGCAGUUUGUAGGAAUUUACAUACAGGAGGGGGCGUCGAUGUUGGCGUCGAUCGGCUUUUGCCACAUCUGUCGGAGCAUAUUGCACACGGGAUAGUGGAAGGGGCGAUAAGUGUGAAUUUGGCGGCGAAACCUUGCCCGUAUAAUCUUUUCAAUACGCCAACAGAACGGCUUUCACUUUGCGACUACUUGAACAGCAACGUAAUUAGUUCGCAUAGCCAACGCAUGAGAGCUUUAGAUGUGGAACCAGCAUUGCGUGCCAUCUGUCGCAGUGAGAAACAGCGCGCCAUGCAGGAGCGGCGCUCAACUCGUUUCUAUCAUUACUUGCGGUUUUGUGCAGUCAAUGUUUCUAGCUUUUCAACGGAGCCCUUUGAUAAAGCCUGCUCGAUAUUGCGAGACAAUAAAAUGGCAAAUGACGAGGAAGAACUAUAAGUUAAAUGUCGAAGGUUUAAGGUGUAAAGCCCGCAUUCGCACAACGUUAACUGAACUGUAUUUUUUAAGUAGCACUGUUGAUUAGGGAAUUAUUGCAGUAUUUUGCCUUCUGCAAAAUUAGCAAGUUAAAAGGUAAAUUAUGAGGGAAACAAUUAGGGACACCGAGAUAAAUAUUAAACAAAAAUGUAGAUCAAGUGUAUUUGAAUAUGCAUUUAUUGGCAACUUACACUUAGUACACUUAUCUAUAAUUAUUUUAUUUAUAUUAUAUAUUGUAACGUAAACUAAAUUUUACUGUUAUGUAUAUAAGAACUAAUUCAGCAACACUAUAUAAUGUAGGUAAAAUAAAUAAAUAACAAGUUAUUAAAUA
Messenger RNA from Anastrepha obliqua, 4942 nucleotides. It is a transcript of the gene elg1, whose product is annotated as enhanced level of genomic instability 1. Gene Ontology annotation, cellular component: nucleus. Bases 394 to 4575 code for a protein of 1393 amino acids. Lineage: Eukaryota; Metazoa; Arthropoda; Insecta; Diptera; Tephritidae. The transcript has 4 exons. The record is from RefSeq and is a predicted model, not a curated record. Gene Ontology annotation, molecular function: DNA clamp unloader activity; DNA binding.